AUGUUGGCGCAUGAAGUGCGGAAGUAUAUGGGGUAUGGUGAUCCGCUUGGUACGUCGAUGUUGAAGAUUGUCAAUGCGAUGCAACUGGAUCAGCGGAGAGGGAUUCAAGAGGAUGAGUCGUCUGAGGAGGCGUUGUGGCCGAAAUUGUUGGAGCUGUAUAAUAUAGCUUCUGGAUAUAAUGUCUUUGAUAAUUUGGAAAAGGUGAUGGAUACUUUGACUGAAGGAUAUGCGGAUUGGACAGGAGAGGAUAAGGAGGACUAUGAUGAAGACGAUGAGGAAGGCGAUGAGGGAUGGUAG
Molecule: messenger RNA, 297 nt
Organism: Aspergillus tanneri
Lineage: Eukaryota; Fungi; Ascomycota; Eurotiomycetes; Eurotiales; Aspergillaceae
Exons: 1
Coding region: 1-297 (98 amino acids)
Source: RefSeq, a predicted model, not a curated record